Molecule: messenger RNA, 2540 nt
Organism: Micropterus dolomieu (smallmouth bass)
Lineage: Eukaryota; Metazoa; Chordata; Actinopteri; Centrarchiformes; Centrarchidae
Gene: tsen2
Product: TSEN2 tRNA splicing endonuclease subunit
Exons: 12
Coding region: 679-1923 (414 amino acids)
Biological process (GO): tRNA-type intron splice site recognition and cleavage; tRNA splicing, via endonucleolytic cleavage and ligation
Cellular component (GO): tRNA-intron endonuclease complex
Molecular function (GO): tRNA-intron lyase activity; nucleic acid binding
Source: RefSeq, a predicted model, not a curated record
CGUCUUUUGCGUUUUAAAUAAAAUGUCUCACAAACAAAUUAAAUAUUGGUUAUGUACGUUUCUUCUGCACUUUUAACUUUAACUAUGAACAUCAGGAGGAACUGAGAGGAGGCUGACGGUUCCUGCCGGACGCAGAUUCGGUGGCACCGCAGCGUCCGACAGCAAAACACAACCGACCACAGAGUUUGUGAAUGAGCAACGAGACUCCAGUCUGUUAACGGGCUAACGUGCUAACAAGCUAACAGAGCCAUUAGAAAAGAAGGCAGUGAGCUAACGUGCUAACAAGCUAACAGAGCCAUUAGAAAAGAAGGCAGUGAGCUAACGUGCUAACAAGCUAACAGAGCCAUUAGAAAAGAAGGCAGUGAGCUAACGUGCUAACAAGCUAACAGAGCCAUUAGAAAAGAAGGCAGUGAGCUAACGUGCUAACAAGCUAACAGAGCCAUUAGAAAAGAAGGCAGUGAGCUAGCGUGCUAACAAGCUAACAGAGCCAUUAGAAAAGAAGGCAGUGAGCUAACGUGCUAACAAGCUAACAGAGCCAUUAGAAAAGAAGGCAGUGAGCUAGCGUGCUAACAGUUAGCAGCGCCUCUCUUUAGCUUCCAGCAGCAGGAACAUCAACACAGUCCGGAUCCACCAGAGGACUAAAACAUCUCCGACCCGGUCUGAGCGGGUCCCGGCAGCAUGCAGGCGGAAUUUCGGGCUCCCCAGAGACGCACCCGGGUUCGGGAGGAGUACGAGGCUCCGCUGCCGGUGAGCCGCAGCCCGGAGGAGAGGAGCGACUUCAGGGCGGAGCUCAUCAACCAACACGUACUGGUCUGUCAUCCAGACCACAUUCAGAAGAUCCACAACCAGGGUUACUUUGGUAAAGGCGUCCUGUCCAGAGCCAGACCAGAUUACAGCAUCUCUGACCAAUGGGAGGAACACGAAGGUGUGUUGCUACCUGUCGUCUCACAGUCCAGGUAUGAUGAGCUCCUCAGGUGGGCGGGGUCAAUGCUCUCUGCUCAGGGAUUGGAUGACGAGGCCGUUAAUCAAACCCUGCUCAGACUGUCUCAGCCAGUAGAGAUGGAGGAUGUACGGAGGGAAGGGGCAGGAGGGGAGAACGGAAAGAGGGGGGAGGGGCCAGGACCAGAGGGCGGAGUCUGUCCCCCCCCACAGGUGAACAGGAGCUGCAGGCUGGGCCCAGAAGACCUGAACCCUGACCACGACCCUGAUCUCAGCUCAGACCAGGACUCUGACUCCAACCCUGACCAGGACUCUGACCCCAGCUCUGACCCCAACUGUGACCCCAGCUCUGAUUCUGAACCAGGUCCUUUGGUUCCAGGUCCUGGUUUUGUCCUGGUGGUCUCUGACAGUGAGGUGUGUGUGCGGGUCAGGGAGGUCCGGCGGUCUCCGGUCUCUGUCCUAGAGUACCUGCAGCUCAGUCUGGAGGAGGCCUUCUUCCUGGUCUACAGUCUGGGCUGCCUGUCUGUCUACCUGCACCAGGAGCCGCUGUCAAUCAUCCAGCUGUGGAGGAAGUUCCGGUCCCUGCGGCCAGACUUCGUCAGCUCGUUCGCAGCCUAUCAGCACUGUCGAAGCAGGGGGUGGGUCCCUAAAGGAGGGGGCGGGGCAAAGUAUGGCGUCGACUUCAUGCUGUACAGGAAGGGCCCACCUUUCUACCACGCCAGUUAUUCGGUGGUGAUUGAGCGUGUUGAUGAAGUGUUCAGGGGCUCGCCGUUGCGUCCGUUUUCGUGGCGUUCUCUGGCGGCGCUCAGCAGGAUCACCUCCAACGUGUCGAAGGAGCUGAUGCUGUGUUACAUCAUCUAUCCAGCCGACCUAUCGGACGCAGAGCUGGACUCACCUGUCUGUCUGAGCAGACUGAAGGUUCAGGAAGUGAUCGUCAGCAGGUGGGUUUCCUCCAGAGAACGAGCCGAGCAGGACGACAUCUGAUCGGCCGAUGGCACACCUCAGCGACUGAUGACAUCAGCCAAAACAUUUCCCACUCGAGACUCAGAAACCAGGAAACAUGACGAGUGUGUUUGAACGCAGCAGAUUUCGCACCAGCAGCUUCAGUUCCUGCACUUCAGCAGCAUCGGUCGGUCGCCUCCCUGAUACUCGUCAGCUGGUCAGGAUGUUAGAGCCGUUUGUUUCUAAUGUUUGAAACGUGAUGGCGUUCCAGAGUCAAACUGCAGACGCAACGCGUUCACCUGUCUUCAUACGUUCACCGAGGCUCAUCAGCUAGCUGGUUAGUUAGUGAUAACAGAAACAACAUCUUGAUCUUUAAAGAGCGCGUGUCGUUUCAUAGUUUACAGAUAAACUGGUUCAGUUUGAGUCUGUUUACAUGUUUACAGUCGGUCCGUUAAAGCAGCUGCAUCAGCUGUUAGCUGUUAGCAUGGAUGUACAUGCGCCUGGAGAAUGACCUCUAGGAAAGAGUGUGAACCCUGAGGCAGCGCUCGCUGGAUUUAGAAAGGCAGUACAGAUCAGGGGUCUCAGCAUGUGUAAAAAUAAAAUAUUUUGCUUAUAUGAUCAGAUUAUUGAUUCCAAAUAAAGUUAUUUUGUUCUCCGUC